GCGCCAAAUUUGGCGCAGAGACCAUGGACACCGUCCCAAGAUACCGUAAGCGGAACCAACCUUCUGGAACACUCACCCGCACCAGAUCACAGCUCUAUCAUCACCGGAACCGCUCCGGUCAACUCCGCUUCGAUCCCGUUCCCGUACAGGACGAACCCUACGUCGAACUCCUUGGCUUUCGCCGAAUCAAUUGCAAGAAACCGAAGCGCCACGACGACGAGCUUCCUCGCCCUCCGACCAAGGACCUUCGCGCUAGGCGAGUUUAUUCCCCGCCGCAAUCUACAAACCCCGGUUUGAUCGAAAGCACGUUUCCCAAGGGAAGCGCCGAAGCAACCGAGAGUCCCGAUUUGGGGCUUUUUUGUGAGGCUCGGGGCUUCGGUGGAGAUUGUUCGGAGAAAAUUGAUGGUUUGGAUGGAGCAACGACUCUACUCGACGUUGAGAUUUGCGGUGGUUCAAAUUCCAAGGUCAACGAAGAUGUAGGGAAACUGGAGGCAGAGGUUCCUGCCAAAGAUACCCCUUGUACUGGGAAUGUUUCUUCUCUCAAGAGCAAAUUUGUUCUCAGACCACGUUUCCAGGGGAAGUUGUUCAAAGCCCCGGGUUCAGUCAAUUACAGAAGGUUGUUUCCGUUUCUAAAGGAUACCGUGAGAGAUGAUUCUGGUACACCAAAAUUGGGUUUUUGUCAGAAAGAUGAGGAGGGUAGACAGGGAUUCCAACUUCCUUUGUCAUCUCAAAGUCAAGAAGAGUCUAAACAAGAACUUAAGACGGAUGCCACCGCAUAUUAUGGUGUUAAAGAUGUUGCAAGUGAUUUGCAUAAUGAUGACUUGAAGCAAUUGUCUAGCCACGGGAAUAAUCUUGAUCGUGCUGAGGCUAGUACGGCACAGGAGUUUGGUAUUUUGAAUGAAGAAUGUAUACAGACAACUCCUCCUGAUGCUGAUAUAUGUGUUAAUUCAGAGGUCAAUGUCAAACCGAUGGAUUUUACCAGAAGCACUCCGGAAAAUGCUGGUGAAGGGUCUUGUCUGAAAGCUGACAAGGGGAAAUAUUCUCUCAAGAGUAAAUCCGUGCCUAGACAACAUUUGCACCGGAAACUUUUUAAAACCCCAGGUUCUAUCAGCUAUAAAAGGUUGCUUCCAUUUCUAAUGGAUCUUACCAAAGAUGACUCUGAUGCAUCCAAAUCUGAUCAUCAAGAUGAGGCAAAUAUGCAUGCGAAGAGCUCCCAACUUCCUUUGUCAUCUCAAAGUGAAGAAGCUUCCAUAGACGAACAUAAGACAAACAGCAGUCCCAUGCAUGGCACAGUUGAGUCUAAUGGUUUGGAAACCUAUGUAUUAGUUAAUCCUUCUAAUGAGCUAUCUCAUGGCAACCAGCCAAAAUUGGCACCUUCCCAAGACUUGCCUGAAUUGUCAACGCAAUUGGACGCAAAAGAAGUGGUUUGUGGGGAUUUGUCUGCACCCUCUGUCAAUGAACAUACACAGAACUUUGCGGUUGCUUCUAAAGAUGAAUGCUUGAGUGCAUCAGAGCUUAAUCCAUGUUCAGUAAUGGUGGAUGAUUUUCACUCUGCUAAGAAUGUUGCACAUAAUGAUGGCAUCAAGGAAGUACAGAAUAAGAUAUCCAGACAACACAAUAAUGAGUCACCACCCAAAGAUCAAAAUAUGCUCUAUAUCAACGGUGAUGUCUCUGAGCUUACAUAUGUGCAUCAUUCAAGUAAAGAAAAAGGAUUCACUAUUGCUUAUGAUGAAAGCAAGCAGUCUGUGAAUCUGGAGGAGCAUGAAUCUGUUAGCAGAUUUCCCCCUGAAUGUCAGACUCUAAGUCAAUUGGAUCCCAAUGUGCUAGAUGCUGAGGAGAAUGUAACAAGUUUAAAUCAUGUCCGGGUUUCAAAUGAUAUAUUUAGAGCUCCACCUGAGAAUAUUACCUCAGAAAAAUCUGACAUGGCAGGGGAUAGUGGUGACAAAGCAGGAAGUGUGCAGAAUGGCAUAGUUUUAUGUUCAAGCAGGCCUUCAAAAGGUAGUGAUAACCAAAAUGCCAGUGAAAUUGAAAAUGGCUCUGAAUCCAAGAUCACGUCGGUUCUCAAACGCUGUCCGCAGCUUAAAUUGUUGAAACAGGCUGGAUCUUUAAACUACAAGAGAUUGCUUCCAUUUCUAUUGAAUACCAUGAACGAUGAUUCUUGUGCUUCAGUAAAUGAUCAUUACCCAAAACUUGCGAAAUCCAUGGAUCAAACACCUCUUCUGCCAAUUUCAACUUCAAACUUACAACUAACUCCUGUAAAUGGUUCAAAUGGCUGUGUUCCUAUGGAACAUUGUGCUGGCAAUUCUGGUCCUCAGCAACAAACAGGGUUGCAGGCUUGUGAUUUAAACAAUGAUAGUUCUCAAAUUCCUGAAUACCAGUCAUCUCAUGAUUCAUGCAAUGUGAUUCAACUGCAAGAUGAACAGGUUAUAUUAAAUGGACUCUGCAAGCCAGAGAGCUCCACUGAUACAUCAAUUUCUGUUCACGGAAUAGACUUACCAAUCACAACAUUGGCGCCUAUGAUUAACAAAGUUACCAACAGAGAAGAAAAGGCUCCACCUAUCUCGUCCAUGUCAUUAUCAGUUUUCUCUGAAGUAAAAGGAAAUAAUUCUUUCCUGAUGCCUUCUAAUGAGAAGCUACCAGAAACACACGAAUGUUGUCAGAGCUUGUCUCAACUGCAAGUUGUAGAGCAACUUAGAGUCCCUGCCAUUGGUUUGAAAAAAGGAAUUUUAAAAAGAAAUCCAAGAGGAUGCAGAGGGGUUUGCACAUGUUUGAACUGUGUUUCUUUUCGCCUUCAUGCAGAAAGAGCAUUUGAAUUUUCUAAAAAUCAACUGUUAGAUGCCGAAGAGGUUGCCCAUGAUCUUAUGAAGGAACUAUUUCAUCUAAGAAAUAUGUUAGAAAGUUCUGCUGAUAGUGCCAACAACAAUCCUGUUUUUGAUGGAAGCCAGGUGAAAGAAGCUUGCAGGAAAGCAUGUGCAGCAGAAGAAGUUGCAAAGGACCGUCUUAGUCAGAUGCACGAUGAUCUUAAUACUCAUUGCAGAAUAACGAGCUUGCAGCCACCAACGGUUACGUUUGCGGUUCCUGUUGAAGAAAAAGUCAUUCAACCAGGCGGAUAAUUCUGUAAUUGCGGUCUUAAAGCACUUAUCCUCUCAUCUUGGAAUUUUCUUGGGAGUGAUCAAAUAUAAAUGAUAAAUCAGUUUAGUCUUGGAAAACUAAAUAUCAGAGAAAUAUGUUGGUCUUUUGAAACAGGAAGAAAGUUUGAGUUGGACGGACAAGAAGAACCUUAGAGAUUUUUUUUUAAUUUAUGUUAUUGUAAAUACUUUUUGCUCGCAGUUAUGAUUAAUUCUAAUUUGCUCUAUUUUUUUUAA
Messenger RNA from Glycine soja, 3365 nucleotides. RefSeq lists its product as uncharacterized. Lineage: Eukaryota; Viridiplantae; Streptophyta; Magnoliopsida; Fabales; Fabaceae. The coding region runs from base 24 to 3113 and encodes 1029 amino acids. The transcript has 9 exons. The record is from RefSeq and is a predicted model, not a curated record.